AAGAGAUUGAACAUACACUGCGAAGAUGGAGAAUGAUAACAUGCUUUGGAAAUACAGGAGGAGGCACUGGGUGCCAUUGCUCGCAUUGUACACAUUAGCGCUGCCGGCCUUUGUCCUGCACAGGACGCCGCCGCGGGCCUCCGCGAGCCGUGUGCGGCAGCGGUUCUUUCAGAACACCUGGGCUGACAAGGACUACAUGGACCGUCAAUUCUUCGUGGCAGGGACCUUGCAUGUCCUGCUUCCGAAGGCCAAGCCCAACUCGGGCUUGACGGCGCUGGAGUUGGAGCCCACGGAUGGCCGGUACAUUGGUUUUCUGAGACCUGGAGCCGAAGAGGUGGCGAAGAAGAAAUGGUACUUGGAUGAGUACAUCGCUGUAGGCAGGACCGUUUUCGAGGCCGAGACGGAUCAGGUCAAAAAGCUGAAGAAGGAGGCCAACGCUCAAGGCGCAAAGCCUCGGUUUCAGGGCUGGGUCAAUCCUUCGGAGAGGUGGCAAGUCGACAAGGGUAGUGUGGACAUGGCCCUCUUGUCCGAUGGAGCGAUGGAACGGUUAGGCUCCAGACGAGAGGCAGCCCUCAUGGAGCUGAGGCGUGUGUUGAAGCCAUCAGGACGGCUUUAUGCGGUCGCUUCAAAUGAGGACGCCAAGGCCUUUAAAGGAGACUGGGCAGAUGGAAUGAAAGGCUCCGUCUUUGAUCAGGCCGGCUUUGAGUUGGUGGCUGCGAAGCAAGGCGAAUGCGGACUCACAGUUGGAUAUUGGAGGAAGAAGGGCAUCAGGAAAAAGAAGAAGAUCAGGGAGGCAAAAGCCUUCGCCGUCAACCCCAAAGAGCUCAAUGCUCUUUUGGAGGGCGAUGACUGAAGAACGUGUGUCAGUCGAGGAA
This is a messenger RNA of Durusdinium trenchii, 875 nucleotides long. The record is from the annotation of a GenBank genome assembly. Lineage: Eukaryota; Dinophyceae; Suessiales; Symbiodiniaceae.